Molecule: messenger RNA, 2553 nt
Organism: Rubroshorea leprosula
Lineage: Eukaryota; Viridiplantae; Streptophyta; Magnoliopsida; Malvales; Dipterocarpaceae
Source: the annotation of a GenBank genome assembly
AGGUAAUUGAAACCAACCCUAAGCUAUUUUUAUCUCCUCCCUAAAGGUAGCCCCGAUUAUUGCUGACUUAAGCAUCGGAGUGUCUACCCUGAGUUCCACCUCGGGGCUUUGUAGGUCAUCCCGGAGUGUAAGUGCGGACUGAAGAAGGACUUCUGGUUUGGUGCAAUUACAUUGGCGCCGUCUGUGGGAAUUGAACUGAAAGCUUUCUAGUUGCUCUUUCAUCAUGGUUCACACUCGAUCAGUCCGCGCUGGUAAUUCAUCUCUGCCUCACGGGCAAGGUCAACCCUCCAACAACCUUCCACCUCUGAUCCCACCUCAAAUCCCACCUCAGCUUCCACCUCAGUUUCCACCUCAGGUCCCAACCAUAUUCCCUCCUAUUGAUCAUGCAGAAGGAGGAGAUAAAAACCAACCCCAUACCUCAGCCCACAAUUUAACUUCCACUGCCAACCAAGACGUGGUGACAGCUCAGCUUGCUACCAUGCAGCAGUACGAAUCUCAGGGUCAAUCCCACAUAGCACCCGCUCAGCAACCCAUCCCUGAUGAUGUUACUCGCCGUCUCGAUAGCCUGGAGAAGCUAGUAGCCGAACACCGAGGUGCUCCACCCCCACACCAUGCUGCUGACUCUAUACCUCACCCUUUGAAUACCAACAUUACUCUAGAACCCUAUCCUGCUGGUUUCAAAAUACCACAAUUGGAGACUUAUGACGGGACGAAGGACCCCGAUGAUCACCUGCAUGCUUUCUACUCUUGUAUGCAAGCUCAGAACGCUUCUGACGCGUUAAUGUGCAAAAUCUUCCCCUCUACUCUGCGAGGUAAUGCUCGAACUUGGUAUUAUAGUCUACCUCCGUGGUCAAUUAGUUCUUACACAGAAAUGGCAUCUGCCUUUGCCAUUAAGUUUUCUAGUAGAAGGUUGAUUAGGAAAACUACUCCCGAAUUGAUGCGAGUCAAACAGAGGGACGGAGAGUCCCUAAAGAACUACAUGAGCAGGUUCAAUGAUGCGGUGUUGGAGGUUAAUUCCUUCGACCAAGCUGUGGGCAUUGCAGCUGUAAUCUCUGGUCUCAAACAUGACAGGUUCCGAGACAGUUUGAUCAAACAUGCUGCCACCACCUUUAGCGAGGUAAACGACAGAUCUCUGAAAUUCAUAACUGCUGAGGAAUACGCCCUGGCGCAAAACCCACCUUCCUCUAAGAACCAGAACCCAGAAUGGAGAGAUGACAAUCCGAGCCGGAAAAGGAUGAGAAUGGCGCAGAACCGAGGUCCGAUGUUGACCUCCCUAACGAGAUUCGGAAGGACGAACUCAACACCUCCGCAACAAUCUGCAGGUAAACCUCCAGUUAAUUGGACUCCCUUUAAUCUGCCGAUGUCACAUAUUUUUAUGCAGAUCAAGAAUAAAAUGGAUUUAAGGCAUCCUGACCCGAUGAAAACUGCUGCUGCUAGUCGAGACCACACCAGAUAUUGUGAUUUUCAUCAAGAUCACGGCCAUACUACAGAGCAGUGCAACAGCUUAAAGUCUGAACUGGAAAGUUUAGCUCAGAAGGGACUGCUAAAUGAGUACGUUCAGAGAGUUGAACAGCCGAGGUUUAUUAGAGAACAGAGACCGCAGCCUCAAGAAGCCCGCAAUCCCCUAAACAGGCAAUGUGUGGGAUAUCAGCAAGCCCCACCUCCACUCCCACCCCAAGCUAGAAUCAUACACAUGAUUACGGGAGGCCUUGAAGCAGGUGGACUGAGCUCUAAACAGCGAAAGCUGUAUGUCAGAGAGGUUAAACAUCACAACCGAGCUCAGAAGAGGAAGGUUGACGAUGCUGAGUGGAAGAAUCAACCCAUUACUUUCACAUCUGUUGAUCUCGAUACAGUUGUCACACCCCAUAAUGAUCCCUUGGUCACUUCUGUAAUGAUUAAUAAUUGUGAAGUACAACGUGUCCUUGUUGACAUCGGGAGUGCACCAGACAUCAUGUACUUCCACUGUUUCAAGAGUCUGGGACUGGAUCCAGUAUUGUUGCAGAAAUAUGAUGGUCUUAUUUAUGGUUUUAACAACCAACCUGUUCCGGUGGAAGGAGUUCUUACCCUUCACGUGGCUUUCGGGAGUGGCAGGACCUAUGUGACCCCGUCGGUCCAGUUCCUCGUAGUAAAGAUGGCGUCCUCUUUCAACAUUGUUAUUGUUCGACCCACACUGACUGAAAUUCGAGCUGUAGUUUCCCAAUCUCACCUCUGCAUGAAGUUCCCAACUCCUAUGGGAAUAGCAACACUGCGAGGAAACCAGGAGGUGGCCAGGCAUUGUUAUAUCACCUCGGUAACGCAACCCAUGAAGGGCAAAGCUCAGACACCCGAGGCCAUUCCUCAGCAAAUUCCUGAUAAUCAGCAAGUUAUGGGUGUUGAGAUCAUAGAUAAUCGACUGGAGGAUGAAACCAGAGUUGCUCCGGUCGAAGAUGUUGAAGAAGUGCUCAUUGAUGGUAGAGAUCCGAGCUGAAAGAUGCAGAUCGAAACUAGAUUGAACCCAGAGGAAAGGGCAGAGCUAAUAGCUUUUCUUCGAGCUAAUAAUGAUGUAUUCGCAUG